This is a messenger RNA of Cannabis sativa, 1158 nucleotides long. RefSeq lists its product as uncharacterized. Bases 1 to 1158 code for a protein of 385 amino acids. The transcript has 4 exons. The record is from RefSeq and is a predicted model, not a curated record. Lineage: Eukaryota; Viridiplantae; Streptophyta; Magnoliopsida; Rosales; Cannabaceae.
AUGUCAGCUACGUUAGCGACAUACCACGGUGGGGAUGGUGAUGGCAGGGAUCCCCCUGAUCCUUCUAGGGUACCGUCGUCUUGCGAAGCAGGCAAAGUUGUCGGCACUGAAGCAAGCAAUUAUGUUCGAUUUCUUGGCCAACAAGUAAGCAUGUUGUGCCCGGGUGGUCAUCUAAAUUUUUCUGAUGUACCCCAACAAUACAAGGAUCAAGUGCUCAAUCGAAUUAGAGGGGGUCCUCCUGGAGAGCAUGUAGUUGAAGCAUGGAAGGAGAUCCAUGUGAAAAAACCGUCUGGAACUUUCGUUAAUGAAUUAGCUGCAAAAGAUUAUGAGGAACUGAUCAAGGAGCUUGAUAGGAAGCGACUGGAACGACAAUCCCAGAGCGAUACUGGGACUGAAUCUGAAUCUGAUACUGGUUAUCAGUUUGACGUUAUGGAAACAGUCCUAGGCCAAAGAUCUGACUAUCAAAGAGGCGUGGGUAAAAGGCUCAAGGGCAAAGGAAAGAAACCAAUCCCUCAAACUCAAUCAACGGUGCCUCCCCAACCAACUACUGAAAUGAUGAGCACUGUGGCAGAUAUAUUCUCAGCUAUGCGUGCCACUUGGGGGGGUAAUUUGACGCCUGAACAACGUGCCCAAAUAUUUAACCCACGCUUUGACAAUUUCAUUCAAACGUAUAGUCAGUCGCAGUCGCCUGGUGGUUCGUCUUCUCAGAGUCAUGCCGCUCCUCCGGAACAGCAACAACAACCUCCUUCGCAACCACAAUUUCAGCCUUCCUCGCAACAACAAUUCCAAAAUUUGUCACAGCAGCAAUUUGAAAAUUUUUUGCAGCAGCAACCCCAAUCUUUUCCUCAGCAGUUUCCUCAGCAGCAACAACAGUCUGCUCCGCCAAUGGGAAAUCAGUUCUUAUACCGUACACCGUCAGAGUCUCCUCCGCUCGGCUCAAACUUUGCUGAUUUUGGAUUAUUUGGGAGUUCAUCGCAGGAGAACCAAUUUUUUUCAACUCCCAUUUUCAACCAAGCUGAGCUCGGUAAUUUAACGCUGGGUUUAUCAUCAGACCAAGCGUAUGUGCCUUCUCCGCCACGGGCUUCGGGGACUCGUACCGAAAAUAAUCCAGAUCAAGACUUCAUAAUUAGAGACCUGAAUGAAGAUGUUAAUGAAUAA